Molecule: messenger RNA, 3906 nt
Organism: Tachyglossus aculeatus (Australian echidna)
Lineage: Eukaryota; Metazoa; Chordata; Mammalia; Monotremata; Tachyglossidae
Gene: WNK4
Product: WNK lysine deficient protein kinase 4
Exons: 20
Coding region: 1-3765 (1254 amino acids)
Biological process (GO): intracellular signal transduction; positive regulation of sodium ion transmembrane transporter activity; protein phosphorylation
Cellular component (GO): cytoplasm; cytosol
Molecular function (GO): chloride channel inhibitor activity; protein serine/threonine kinase activity; ATP binding
Source: RefSeq, a predicted model, not a curated record
AUGAGGAAGCCGCCGAGGGUGGGGAGACUGGGGCCGGAUUGGGAGGAUCAACCGGUCCGGCCUGUCCGAGCCGAUAGCCCCCGGGGUGUGGCCCCGUUAUCGGGCCCCCGGCCCGCUCGCCCCUCGGCGGGAGCGUCGUUCCGAGGGCCCGGGGGGGCGGUACCCAAGGGGGCGGUGCCCGGGGGGGCGGAGGUGGCAGCCGCCGGGCCCGCCCGCUUCGGCUCCGGGGGGGUACGGCCCGGGGGGGCGGGACUCCGGGCCAGGAGAGCCGGGCAGCGGGCAGCCGCCGCCGCCGCCGCCCAGCCCGCCCCGAUGCUGGAGCCCCCGGAGCCCCCCGAGCCCCCCGAGCCCCCCGCCCCCAGGUCCCAGACCGAGGCGGACCUGGCGCUGCGGCCCCCCGGAGCCGGCCCGGGCCCCCCGGGUCCCCGCCGAGCGCGCCGCCCGUCCGGGAAGGGGGAGCCCCGGCCCCGCUCCGCCCGCUCCGCUCGCCGCAGCUCCGCGGACCUGGACCCGCCCGCCGCCCGCACCGAGCCGCCGGGCCCCCCCGGGCCCCCCGAGGGGGCCGUCCCGGAGCGGCGGGACGAGCGGGACGAGCGGGAGGAGACCGAGACGCAGGCGGUGGCCACGUCCCCCGACGGCCGCUUCCUCAAGUUUGACAUCGAGAUCGGCCGCGGCUCCUUCAAGACGGUCUACCGGGGGCUGGACACCGACACCACCGUGGAGGUGGCCUGGUGCGAACUGCAGACCCGCAGGCUGAGCCGCGCGGAGCGGCAGCGGUUCGGGGAGGAGGUGGACAUGCUGAAGGGGCUGCAGCACCCCAACAUCGUCCGCUUCUACGACUCCUGGAAGUGGGCCGUGAGGGGCCGCGUCUGCACCGUCCUGGUCACCGAGCUCAUGACCUCGGGCACGCUCAAGACGUACCUGCGCCGCUUCCGGGAGAUGAAGCCCCGGUUGCUGCAACGCUGGAGCCGCCAGAUCCUGCGCGGCCUACAGUUCCUGCACAGCCGGGCGCCCCCGAUCCUGCACCGCGACCUCAAGUGCGACAACGUCUUCAUCACCGGCCCCACCGGCUCCGUCAAGAUCGGCGACCUGGGCCUGGCCACCUUGAAACGGGCCUCCUUUGCCAAGAGCGUGAUCGGAACCCCGGAGUUCAUGGCGCCCGAGAUGUACGAAGAGAAGUACGACGAGGCCGUGGACGUGUACGCGUUCGGCAUGUGCAUGCUGGAGAUGGCCACAUCCGAGUACCCGUACUCCGAGUGCCAGAACGCCGCGCAGAUCUACCGCAAGGUCACCUCGGGCACGAAGCCAAACAGUUUCCACAAGGUGAAGGUGCCACAGCUGAAGGAGAUCAUCGAGGGUUGCAUCCGCACGGACAAAAAUGAGAGGUACACGGUCCAGGCCCUGCUGGCACAUGCGUUCUUCCAAGAGGAGCGGGGGGUUCGCGUGGAGUUAGCGGAGGAGGAUGACGGGCAUAAACCCGGGCUGAAGCUGUGGUUGCGCAUGGAGGACGCCCGCCGCGGCGGGGGGCGACCCCGAGAAAACCGGGCCAUCGAGUUCCUGUUCCAGCUGGGGAGGGAUGCGGCCGAGGAGGUGGCCCAGGAGAUGGUGGCACUGGGCCUGGUGUGCGAGGCCGAUUAUCAGCCGGUGGUGCGGGCCGUUCGGGAGCGGGUGGCCGCCAUCCAGAGGAGGCGGGAGGAGACCCGGCAAGCCCGGGUAGUGGCUCAGACCACGGAGAUCCCUCCGGCCGGGUCCUCCACCCCCACCCCACCCGGCCCGCUCCCCCUGCCCCCCGAGCCCGAGGAACCGGAGGCCGACCAGCACCAACCCUUUCUUUUCCGCCAUGCCAGUUACUCAUCCAACACCUCGGACUGCGAAACUGAUGGCUACCUGAGCUCCAACGGCUUGGCCGAAGCCACUGACCGCUCCCCGCGGCCCUCUGCGGGGGAGCCCCCCAGCCCCACUGACCCUCAGCUCCGCCUGCCCACGGGCUUUGCGGUAUCCAUCCCCCGCUCUGACCUGGUUAGUGACUUCUCGGCUGGGGACAGCUACGCCUCUGACGCGACUUCCGGAAUCAGCGAUGGAGGCGAGGGGCCGCGGGCCCGGAGACCCCCAGGAAAGAGUCCACGGCGCAGACCCCGCUCCCGGCUGCGGGUCACCAGUGUCUCAGACCAGAGUGACCGGGUGGUGGAGUGCCAGUUGCAGACCCACAACAGCAAGAUGGUGACAUUCCGCUUCGACCUGGAUGGAGACAGUCCCGAGGAGAUCGCGGCGGCCAUGGUGUACAACGAGUUCAUCCUGCCCUCGGAGCGGGGCGGUUUCUUGGGCCGAAUCCGGGAGAUCAUCCAGCGCGUGGAGACCUUGCUGCGGCGGGAGCAGAGCCUCGGGGAGCCAGACGGGGAGACGCCCGGCCCAGCUGACCCCCAGCAGGAGGACCCAACUCCUCCCAGCAUCUCCAGUUCCCCGAUUCCCCCACUCAGCGAGGCCCAGAGCCCCCCCACGCUGGACCCUCGGGAUUGGCCAUCCUUGCCUGGGCCCACAAGCCCCGGCAGCCCCGCCGACCCCCUCAGCCCCAGUGGGCAACCCGUGUUCCUGCUGCCCUCCCCGGCGGGGACCUCCUUUCCCAUCCUGUCCCCACCCUUCACCCCUUUGUCCCCAGGCCACACGGGCUUCUCCCCAGACUCCACCCCUUUCUCUGAUUCCCUUUCACCCAGCUCUGACCCCUUUUCUCCGUGCUCCACCCCGCUGUCCCCCACGGUGGCCCCUCUGUCCCCCAGCCCACCCCCCCAGCCUGCACCCCAACUGCUGCCUGCUGCCCCCCGGCCGGCUCCGCCGCCCCCCGCCCCCCUGCUCUCCCUGGCCGGUGCCUUCUCUCUGGCUGUGAUGACUGUGGCCCACUCCCUACUGACCCCUUCCCCCGGAGUCCUCCCCCGUCCCCACCAGGCCCAGGGGCCCCCGCCCAGCACUCCGGCCCCCUCCCUGCCUGCCCUGGAGAAGGCCGAGCCCCCUGUAACGGGGCAGGAGAUUGGGACCGUGCCCCAUCCUGCCUGGCCUCCCCAGGGAGCCGAGGCCCGACUGUGGCCCAUCUCUGAAGAAGGGAAGACCCAGGUUGUGGGCCGCUUCCAUGUGACCACGUCGAAGGACCCGGCUCCGGCCCCGGCCCCCCCGAGGCCCCCCACCCCGCCCCUGGCCCCCGAGAGCUCGGACACGGAGGACAGCAUCGGGGGGCCGGAGCCCGGGGAGGACUUGGCUGAGAGUGAGCGGGCCGGGGCCGUGGCCGAAGAGGAGGGAGGGGCGGGGGGCCGGUCCCCGACCCCCGUGGCGGUGGCGGCGGCGACCCCCCAGCCCAGCCAGGUGUGGAUGAGCUGCACGUACAGCAGCAGCAGCCUGUGCCUGAGCAGCGGGGACUCCGACAGCAGCCAGGGGGACGACGACAUCUGGGAGGAGCUGCAGACCCUGCGGCACAAGCACCUGUCGGAGGUGGAGGCGCUGCAGCAGCUGCAGAAGCAGGAGAUCGAGGAGCUGUACGGGCGGCUGGGCAAGCAGCCCCCGCCGGGCAUCGUGGCCCCCGCCGCCAUGCUCUCCGGCCGCCACCGACGCCUCUCCAAGGGCAGCUUCUCCGCCUCCCGCCGCAACAGCCUGCAGCGCCUCGAGCCCCCGCCCCCAGGCAUCAUGCGCAGGAAUUCCCUGAGUGGCAGCAGCACCGGCUCCCAGGAGCAGCGGCCCAGCAAGGGGGUCACCUUCGCAGGGGACUUUGGCCGGCUGUGAGCCAGCGGCCAGCCGGGCACCCCGCCACGCAACCCUCAGCUCAGGGCCGGCGUGUCACUUCACCGCUCCGACUGGACCCGCACUGCCCCUUAGAGAAGCAGCCUGGCUUAGUGGAAAGAUCCCGGGCUUGGGAAUCGGGGG